GCAGGUAACCUUCAGUUCACAUCAUCUCCUGGGUCUACUGCAUCUGACGACACAGUGAUCCUCAACUUCUCCCUGCUUGAGCCAGCUGAGGAACCCCUUGAGCCAGCUGAGGAACCCGUUGCAGCCCAAGGCAGUCAACCUAAAAGGCCUUGCCGCAUCAACUAUGAAGCAAAAACUCUGAUUGAAAAAAUCCUGACUACAAAGCCUGGAGGUGACCGUAUCAUCGAGGAGUAUGCAAAAACAAAAUCAAUCACAGAUUCAACCAGAAGACGGCUCAUCAACAUACUUGCUGCAGAAAUGACGGAAACACAUGGGACCUCGCCGCCGCGGAGUGUGAAAGUGAUGUAUGCACAGGGGAUUAUUGCUCUGUUUCCAUAUCUUGAAGACCCAUACUCACAGAAUGGCUAUGAACACUACUACGAUCCGGAAAGUGGUUCAGGAUACAUUGCAUGGCGGUUGAAGACCAUUGAAAGGCUUCUGAGGAAAGAGUUCCAGCAGCUAAAUCUCCUAAAGGUAACAUUUAUAAUGUGGGUGAAUGUGGGUGGGCCAGGCCAUGGACGUACUACACCCUUUACUGCCGAAGUCCUGACUGAUGAGGAAGUGGAAUCCGCUAUCGCUGUGUUGAGACAUUCUGCUGAUGAGGAAACCAUCCGUGAAAAAAUGAAAACCACCUUCAGUUAUCGCCAAGCAAUGGUCAAUGACCAUGACAAAUCUGCAGAGGUCUUCUCAGUUUUUCCACGGUUCCUGGACACACCAGGACUGGUAGAGCAGGAUUUCAGACUGAUGUUUGGCGAGCAGACUGCCAAUAAAUUCCUGGAGCGAUGGCCUACCACUUUCAGGGCAAGAGUCAUUAAGGAAAGCCAUGGACUGGUCCCCUCCACAGACCUUCUUGAUUUGAUGCACAAUGCUGAGACAUCCACUGAAGUUGAAAAUGGCUGGGACAGUGAUACGUCUGCCAUCAUACUGCUGCUACAUCUGCUACCGCCAUCCGCACAGGGACGCAAGAAGCCAGGGAAGAUAUCAGCAUCUAAUGCAGUGGAUCACCUCAUCAAAUUCCAAAAGACGGGAACAAGCCUGCAGCAGCAUCUAGACAACAUCACUGAAAGCCGUCAGCCCUACCUCCUUGCACAGGGACCCACAAAAAGCAGCAUUCACUCCUUCUUCAUUGCCAUCGACAAGCACGCACUUCCAUGCCAAGGCACCACCUCAGUCGGAGCCCUGGAUGAACUCUUCAAGGCCCACUUUGUCUUUGGUACAUCUUACAGUCCUGCCUUGAACAACUUUUUCACUUUUCUCCAAACUUCCAUUUACAACAUUGAUGUAGGGAAAACUAAGGAAACGCCAAGAAUUGCAGAGUUACGAGCUAGAAUGGUGCGUUAGACUCAAAGGAUAACUUAAGCC
Molecule: messenger RNA, 1401 nt
Organism: Engraulis encrasicolus (European anchovy)
Lineage: Eukaryota; Metazoa; Chordata; Actinopteri; Clupeiformes; Engraulidae
Exons: 8
Source: RefSeq, a predicted model, not a curated record